This is a messenger RNA of Penaeus vannamei (Pacific white shrimp), 1206 nucleotides long. Lineage: Eukaryota; Metazoa; Arthropoda; Malacostraca; Decapoda; Penaeidae. The record is from RefSeq and is a predicted model, not a curated record.
GAUUUAUGAUGUUUUUCGACACAUCUCCAAUUGAUUGGUGGAAGUUCGCUCGUAAGAGAGGCCACCACUGUAUCUAAUGUACCUGAAGCUAGUGAUAUAUAUGCUCUACAUAUGUUUUACCUCCAAGAAGAUUUAAGACAGAUUGAUUCAACUAUAGCAGAAGCAAGAGCACAAAUAAUAAAUGCACGAACUCAAGCCCCCAAAAAUAUUAAAGAGGAAACUUGGCCCAUUGGUUCAUCACCAGCACAUUACCCCGCAACAAGGUUUGAUGUUAUCCAAUGGGAAACUUUCAACACAACCCAUACUUUCCUCCCUAAUGACUUUUAUAACACAAAACGUUUGGUUGGUAUGGAUCUUCAUGAUAUUAUGAGUGUUGUAAAUGCCAGUAUUGCUCACAUGCAUCUCAAGACCAAAGGAAGCCUAGAAUAUCGUGGUAUUGAGUAUGGCCACCGACGGUUAGACCCAACACGAGGGGUGGAUUACAUUCUCUCUCUUAUCUUUCGUGACAACACGUCAGGUCAAACAGUGUCAAGAAAAGUUGAGGCAUCACGUCCCCUCACUGAACCAGAGAUCAUACCAAUGCCAUAUGUCACAGAGAACAAUCGUAUAACUUUGGUGAUGCCUGUGGUUCAGGAUGAAUUGGUAGAAGCUGUGGACUUUGUUAAGAGAUAUGAAGCAGAAUGUAUGGUAACUGGAGAGCACACAUUCCUUCUACUUGCUCUGCUAUAUCUACCUGGGACAUCUUCAUCAGGGGAUGCUGCUGAUGUGUUCAAGCCCCUGAAAGACCUGGCUCUGAAAUACACUCGUGAACAUCAUGAUGCUGGCUCUAAAGUGGGAUGGGUGUCAUUACACACAGUUGGCCAGCGCCCAUCGGACUUCGCAAUUGUUGAUUUGGUUGUAAAAAAAUUCCAGGAUGAUACAUUGAUAUUACUCACAAGACAUUCUUCUCACAUUAGUAAUGACUUCUUGAACCGUGUUAGAAUGAACACGGUACUGAAUUGGCAGGUAUUUUCUGCUGUACCAUUCACCCAAUACCAUCCAGAGACAGUUGAUGACCAGACUAGUUAUGAAAAACUUGAAGUUAAUAGAAAUGUUGGUCAUUUUGAUACAUAUAACUUUGACCACAUCAGCUUCUAUGUUGGCGACUAUAUGGCUGGUAUGUAUUAUGUUCUAGAUAACAUUUGGUACUUUUUAUUUUAUCUUUAA